This is a messenger RNA of Danio aesculapii, 3279 nucleotides long. RefSeq names its product zinc finger protein OZF-like. The record is from RefSeq and is a predicted model, not a curated record. Lineage: Eukaryota; Metazoa; Chordata; Actinopteri; Cypriniformes; Danionidae. Gene Ontology annotation, molecular function: DNA-binding transcription factor activity; RNA polymerase II cis-regulatory region sequence-specific DNA binding. The coding region runs from base 53 to 1231 and encodes 392 amino acids. The transcript is spliced from 2 exons. Gene Ontology annotation, biological process: regulation of transcription by RNA polymerase II.
UGCUGUCAUCAGUGAAAGACAAAGACAGAGUUUAUUGAAGGACAGUGAGAAGAUGAGUGAUCCAGAACCCUGCAGAAUUAAAGAGGAAGAGACUGAAGAACUAAUAGACGUGAUGGUGAAGGAGGAGAGCGAAGAUGAGGAGAAACAUCAUGUCAGAAGUGAAGAAGAAACUCGCACAAAGAUUGAACGUAGCUUUUCAAUGAAAAGAUCAGCUGUAAAAGGUUUGACCUGCACUCAGUGCGGAAAGAGUUUCAGGCGCAAUUACGAUCUCAAGGGUCACGUGAGGACUCACACUGGAGAGAAACCGUUCACAUGUACUCAGUGCGGGAAGAGUUUCACACAACUACCAUACCUUAAUAAACACAUGAGGAUCCACCCUGGGGAGAGACCGCACAAAUGUGAUCAGUGCAGCAAGUUGUUUUAUAUAGUUUCAGAGCUGAAGGAGCAUCUUAGAGUUCAUACAAAGGAGAAACCUUCAUGCUCUGAGUGUGGAAAGAGUUUUACACGACGGUCAAGUUUAAGGAGACAUCAGAAGAUCCACAGUGGUGUGAAAGAGUUUGUCUGCUCUGAGUGUGGGAAGAGUUUUAUUACAGCUGCACACUUGAGAUUGCACCAGAUGAUUCACACUGGAGAGAAACAGUACGUGUGUUCACACUGCGACAAGAGAUUCGGUCACUUAAGUGUACUGAAAGUACAUGAGAUGACGCACACUGGAGAGAAACCGUUCACGUGUAUUCAAUGUGGGAAGAGCUUCACGCAAUUAUCAAACCUUCAUCAGCACAUGCUGAUCCACACCGGAGAGAAAAAACACAGAUGUGAUCAGUGCGGCAAGACAUUUCUGAGGCCUUACGAGUUGCAGAAACAUCUUAGAGUUCAUACAAAGGAGAAGCCGUAUUCAUGCUCUGAGUGUGGAAAGAGUUUUACACGGCUGGCAUAUUUAAAUGUACAUCAGCAGAUCCACACUGGCGUGAGGGAGCAUGUGUGCUUUGAGUGUGAGAAGAGUUUUAUCACAGCUCGAGACUUGAAACGACACCAGAUGACUCACACUGCAGAGAGACCUCAUGUGUGUUCGCACUGCAACAAAGCAUUUAGGGAUUUAGGAUGUCUAAAAUCACACAUAAAGAUCCACUCUGGAGUGAAACCACACAGAUGUGAUCAGUGCGGCAAAACAUUUUUGAGGGCUACACAUCUGAAGGACCAUCUUAGAGUUCAUACAAAGGAGAAACCUUAGUCAUUCUUUAAGACUUUCACACAUUAAUGAAAUUCGCCUUCUUGAAAACUCUCCUCUGUAUUCACAAACACCAGAUAUCACGGUUAAACGUGUGUAGGUUAGCAUAAUCCCUGCCUAGGGCUCAGCAAAAGCUUCAAUUCUCGUGCACAUGCUAGUGUCUCAUGCACAAUGUCUCACACACACUAUACUAUAUGUCAGUGGUCACCAAACUUGUUCCUGGAGGGCCGGUGUCCUGCAGAUUUUAGCUCCAACCCUAAUCAAACACACCUGAACAAGCUAAUCAAGGUCUUACUAGGUGUACUUGAAACACCCAGCCAGGUGUGUUGAGGCAAGUUGGAGCUAAACCCUGCAGGGACACCGGCCCUCCAGGACCGAGAUUGGUGACCCCUGCUCUAUGUAAAAGCCAGAAGCUUUUUUUCUGACUGCAACAGAUGAUCAACAGUAAAAAUGACUAAUUUUACCCUCCCAAUAGGGAAAACCACCAAUAAUCAAGAAUGCAUGAUAUGCUAUCAUAGACUUUGCAAUCAAAAAAUGUCAUUAUAAUGGAAGUCAAUGCAGGAAAAACAGCCCCCAACAUAACCAAAGGGGAAUCAGUUUGAGUGUAUCGUUGAGUUUUAGAACAAUUCCAAGCAUUUUUUCCCAAAAUAUGCCAAAAAAUAAGAUUCGUCAACAAAAAUCAUUCCAUUUGCUGACACACAGAGGAAGCUGUGGCCAAAUUAAGCCUCCAAAUCAGCCCGGACUGGAUGAAAACAUCCCCAAUCAUCAACCGGUUUCUCAGAGGAUGACAAGCUGACAAAACAUUGCUGUCACUCUGAUACAAGUUUUUAUUAUGGAGAAAUUAAAAAGGACUGCAGUGUUUGGGUGCUCGUUGUUUGUCUGAGAUAAUCAGUCAACCGAAAUGUGUAUAUUCCAAGCUGAAGCACAAGUGGUUUCCGUAAUACUGGUUUAUUUGAUGGCUUUUCCCCCAAAUCCACCGUGAAAAACUAAAGAAUAAAUACAAAACAAAUGUAAACAAACAAACCUUAGAAACUUCAAACACAAAAUACUAAUAUAAAGCACAAUACCUCGUCGACUGCAUGCUGUAUGAAUACUCUUUCAAUCUCUUGUUCAAGCAUGGGCAUUGCUAGGCUUAUUUUAGGGGGGCUGUAGCUCAUCCCCCUAAAAUUUUUGCGAUUAGCUCCUAAACUAUACACUAAAUUAUCGCCUCAGUCCUCUUUAAAUUUGAAAUGAAAACAGCGGCAGAAUUUGUCUCCUCCCCGUAUUUUGUUUUCCAUUUGAUCAGCGAACCACAGCUGUGCAGAUAUUGCAGCUAUUGAAAUCUUUUUGGCUCGAAACUUCCGGUCUCAUUCACUUCCAUUCAUUUUUAAACGUUAAAAACAGCUCGUUUUGCUGCUUGAUGUUGCAAACUGACGUUUUCUUAUUAUAUUAUUCUACUUUGUCUGUAUAGUCAUGAAAACACUUGCGUGUAGAGCCAGUAGUUUGACCGUUUUCUGCCGUUUAUUAUUCCUAGUCAUUUCUCCCAUAGGCAACUGAAUCGGAAGUUCUAAAACAAUCGCACAAACCAGCGCACUUCCGCAUCGAAGAAUAAGGUCAAUACCAUACAGUCUUGCACAGAAAAGAUUAAACACAAUGACAGAAACAUUUAGUGAAUGUACUCAUUUUAACUGUCAGGGUCACAGAAUAGAAACAUCAUGUGUUGUCUUGUAUUAAAAUAUAUAUUUAUUAUUUAUUAUUAUGACUCAGAUUGUUACAUGUGUGAAUUAGCCUGUAGGUUUAAACAAAUAUUUAUAUUUAUGCCAUUUAAUUAGAAAAGUGGCAGUUUUAUUUAUUUAAUACAUGGAAACAUUUAAUUAAUAAUAUUUAUUUAAUUAAAUAUAUAUUUAAUGCAUUGUACUAGUAAACGGGCAUGUUGAGCCUAUUUGGCUUAUUCAGAACUCAAAUUGCUAUGCUUGUCUAUAUAAUAGAGUGCUAGUUUAGCAUACAACCUUACCAUAUUAGUCAAAUUAAAUUAUUGUAUUACUAUUAAAUUAUUACUUAUAAAUGUAAUA